Molecule: messenger RNA, 1733 nt
Organism: Micromonas commoda
Lineage: Eukaryota; Viridiplantae; Chlorophyta; Mamiellophyceae; Mamiellales; Mamiellaceae
Exons: 1
Coding region: 1-1512 (503 amino acids)
Biological process (GO): glucose metabolic process
Cellular component (GO): cytoplasm
Molecular function (GO): GDP-D-glucose phosphorylase activity
Source: RefSeq, a predicted model, not a curated record
AUGUCGCUCACCAUCAAGAAGAUCCCGACGGUGCUCAGCAUCCACCAGAUGGACGAGGAGGAGGACCCGAAGUUCGCCGGAGCCGUGCGAAGGUGUUGCCGCGCGGGCAAGAAGCUGCCCACGCUCACCUUCGCGCCCGAGAGCGCUAGGGACUCGCGCCUCAUGAAGAAGGUUCGAUCCUUCGGGUCGUUCGACGACCUUCGCGUGCCGGACAUCGACGGGUACUCCAACGAGGAGACCGGGUCGUACAACUCCGACAGCGACUCGUUCUCGGGCGGCGGCUACGUGCAGGACGUGUCGCCGUUUGACAGGAUCUUGCUCGCCGCGUGGGAAGAUCGGUUCGCCGCGGGUCUCUUUCGUUACGACGUCACCGCGUGCAAGACCAAGGUGGUGCCCGGCGGUUACGGCUUCGUCGCGCAGUUCAACGAGGGCAGGGCGACGAAGAAGAGGCCGACGGAGUUUGCGGUGGACGAAGUCGUGCAGGCGUUUGACGGCGGCAAGUUCAACUUUACCAAGGCUGACAAGGCGGAGAUCUUAUUCGCGUUUGAGCGGGGCGAUCGCGCGAUGAAGAGCAGCGCGUACAACUCGGCGAAGACGAUCGAGUCGUCGCCGAACGUGAUGCUCAUAAACGUCUCGCCCAUCGAGUACGGCCACGUGCUGCUGUGCCCGAGGGUGACGGACUGCUUGCCCCAGCGGAUAUCCCCCGAGCUGUUGCUGCCGCCGCUCUACAUGGCGGCGGAGAGCCGGAAUCCCUACUUUAGGGUUGGGUACAACUCGUUGGGAGCGUACGCCACCAUCAACCACCUGCACUUCCAGGCGUACUACCUCAUGGAAGCCUUCCCCAUCGAGCGAGCGCAGACGACGCGGUUGCCCCAACGCGUGUACAAGAAGCGUCACAGGCACGGCGUCGCGGUCAACCAGGUCACGGGGUACCCGGUUCGAUGCCUCUGCUUCGAGCGAAAGGACGCGACGUUCGAGGCGCUCGCGGAUCUUCUCGGUAACGCGUGCGAGCGUCUGCAGGAGCGCAACAUCCCGUUCAACCUCCUCAUCGCGGAUCACGGCGCGCGGGUGUUUCUCAUCCCGCAGGUUUUCUCGCAUCGCGUCGCGAAAGGGGAGAUUCCCGAAGACGUCGCCGCCACCGGAGUCAACCCGGCGGUGUUUGAAAUCUCCGGUCACCUGCUGUACAAGCAGCAGGACGACUACGACGCGUGCACGCAGGACGCCGCGUUCAAGAUGCUGGCGUGCGCGUCGCUCGGCGAGGAGGAAUUUUACGAGACGUGCUCGCACAUCCUCGCCGAGACGGAAUCCGCGAAGGGGCUUUCAGACGCAAUGCACGCGGCGGUGCCCGAGCACACAAACGCGGUGGUGCCCGAUUCAAAUGCGACGACGGAGGCGAUCGAGAUUGCCGCUCGCAAGCACAGGGAUACCGCCGACGCGGAUCCGGGUUCCCCCACGAGUCCGCCGCUGCUCUCCGAUGGCGACAGCGCGGAUGGGGUGGUGCCCGGUCACUGACAGUUGUGAUAUAAUCGAUUUUUUUGGGAGGGAAGGGGGGGAAAUUCCGUGUAGGGGAUACAGUAGAGAAGAGUUGCCGGCCGCAGUUGGCGCGUGGAUUCGCCGCGGCCGUAGAUUUCAGGGGGACAUGCGCGAGAUACCCACCAAGGGCACACGCGUCGAAAGCCGACCCUUCGCCGAUAUGAUUUGUACUAAUAAUUAUACGAUGAGAGGAAUUGAGG